Messenger RNA from Homarus americanus (American lobster), 2372 nucleotides. RefSeq names its product ionotropic receptor 93a-like. The record is from RefSeq and is a predicted model, not a curated record. The transcript has 11 exons. Bases 25 to 1953 code for a protein of 642 amino acids. Gene Ontology annotation, cellular component: membrane. Gene Ontology annotation, molecular function: ligand-gated monoatomic ion channel activity. NCBI's taxonomy places the organism in Eukaryota, Metazoa, Arthropoda, Malacostraca, Decapoda, Nephropidae.
GGAUCACGGGAAGCGAAAGUAAGCAUGACUUGCGAGAUCGCAUCAGCGAUAUUUAUUCUUAUGUUCAUAUAUCAUGAGACCGCUCGAGCACUCCCUCUGCCAGCAAGAGAGAAUGGUGAGUUACUCAAUCUUUACCAAUCAGCUGGCGUGGUACUUGGGGCAGUUGCACAGUCUACCUGCUGCGUUAUCCUGCUAAAUGAUGUCAAGGAGUCACACUCGUCCGAGUCAAUUUUUGAUCAGCUGGUGGCCCCCUGGGGUGUGGGGCUGCUCGAGGUGGCAGUGGACGGCCAGGACGCUAACGUGACGCAGGCGCAGCUCUCCCGGGUGGUCGACGAGGCUCGGCGGCUGCGGCAGGUGUCAUGGUGCGUGACGGUGGUGGUGGUGAGCGACGACCCAGCCUUCCUCGCCGCCUUCGCCGAGUGGUCCCUCAAGGGCCGCCUCCUGGUAUGGUCGACGAGGCUUCUCGCUGUCACCCGCCUGCCCCUCCCUGAGCUCCAACACGUACUGACUUCUCAUUGGACAUAUUCUAUGAUGAAUGCUAUGGUGCUUAUCUUGGAAGACACACAAAGGGAACCCAGAUUCAGUCUGUAUGUUCAUCUACCAUACACAACGUCUGGGGCAAGAGUUGAGAGGACGGCAUUCUGGACGAAGAACCGUGGCCUGGUAAUGAUAAACAAACUCCACAUAUUUCCUGACAAGUUCGACAACUUUUUUGGAGCCAGUAUAGAUGUUACGGCGCUUCCAUAUAAACCGUACUGGGGAGUGGAGGCGGACCAAAGUUACGUAGGUAGUGACGCCAUGAUGCUAAAGUCCAUCGGCCACUCCCUCAACUUUACCUUCCAUGUCCUUCCCACUGCUAACUGGGCCGAGGUUACGAGGUUAGUAGAGGAGAGAAUAUCCUUUAUCGCCCCGGUAUCCCACACAUUACUACCACAACGUAGUCUUUUAUAUGACUAUACAUACGCCUACGAGCAUGUGUUUAUGCAUUUUUUCAUGACCAAACCUUUGCUGAGCUCCAACUGGCAAAGUUUGUACGACCCUCUGGCAGACGAGGUGUGGACGUCAAUAUUAGUGGUCCUGCUUCUGAUGCCUCUCCUGUUGAUCGCGAUCACACGACCAGAACACGGAGAAGAGUUUGAUAAGAAAUUAAAACAGGGAGACGCAGCACAUAUAGUUGUUGGAACUUUCCUGGAUCAGAGUGUCAACAAACGCCACAUUGUAAACAGCGCGAGUCGGGUGUUGGUGGCGGCUUGGUUGGUAUUCUCUUUCAUCGUGGGGACGGCUUACCGCAGCAACCUCACUGCAGCCCUCACACUGCCCAAGUACCCGUCCAGGCCAGAGACUCUAGAGCAACUCGUCAGGGUCGCAGACAAAGUGACCAUGGCACCUUACGGGGAAGAGUUUCGACAGUUCUUCAAGCAAUCAGAGUCUGAUGUGUUUCACGCCCUCUCUGAGAUCAUGCAUAUUGUACCCUCUACUGCCCAUGGACUUCAAUGGGCUGCUGAAAAAAAACUACCUUAUAUUGACGGGAUCCGGUAUCUGAGGCAGAUGGUCGCGGAUAAAUUCACAAGGGUGGAUGGCAGCACACAAAUGUUUAUUGGAAGAGAAAGCAUUUUGCCUGCCCUAGGAGGGUGGCCCAUACCUCACGACGCUCCCUAUAAACACCAAAUAGAUAAACACAUGCUGUACAUCCUUGAAGCUGGACUGUACGAAAAGUGGAUAGAAGACGUGAUUCUUAGAACUAAGCAAGAAACUCGUAGGAGACUACAGGAACACCAGAAGCAAGGCCAGAAGGUGACCACCGCACAGGUCGAUGACGACAAGAAGAAUCAGGCACUGAAACUCGUCCACAUGCAAGGACCUUUAAUACUUCUCCUCCUGGGCCUUUCUUUAUCUUUUUUCAUCUUUGCCAUUGAGCUUCUUAACAAGAUCUUCAAUAAGAAAACUAAAUAAAAUAAUAAAGUUUAUAACUAAAAUAUGAUUUAGGCAUAAAAGGACUGUAGCUGUUUUAAUAAUUAAAAAAAAAACGCCUGUCAAUAAUAGUUGGAGUAAUGUUAAAAGAUAUAAUUUAUUAUUUAAGGGAACCCAUGAGGAGCUUCAGCUUUGGCUUUCACUCCGUGAUAUCCCAGCAAAUGUAGUUUCUUCCGUGUCUUUCACUUCCCAAAUUUACGUUCUGAAUAAAAGUGGUAAAUUUUUGCAAGAUGGCAGGUUAAAAUCACUAACGAGAGGCCCCUUAAUUCAGUGCUAAUGUUUGCUUCUAAUUUAAUGUAGUGUCGUUUUUGUGAAGAAAACAAUGUACUGUACAGACAGGGUAGUAGAUAGUAGGCAGUAGGCAGCUAUCAAACAGGGAGGUACUACCGCCUGGGAAGAUA